GUGUUUGCACUGGUGGUGCAGACAACGUGCAUUUCGGUGGUAACUAAGGCUGCAUGGUAACCUCAUGGCUCUGUUUUAGUACUAAGUUGGAGCUAGAAACUCUCAGAAGGAGAGUAAUAUCCACAGACUACGGCAGGGCCCUGCUCCAGACUCCUGAGGCCUCAGCAUCCUUCAUCAGCAGGGGGCACUCAAACUCCCAUCUCCUCUGACACCGAACGUCCAGCUUGGAGUCUGUGAGGUGGGGGCCCAAGUGACCCAGAAGUCUCCACAGCAGACUAAACCCGUCCCAGAGGCUUCUCUUGCUUCCAUCCCCGAGACCACCAGGUCCGGUUCUCUUGGUUGUAGUACACAAGUGAAACUCCUUUUUGAAUGCAGGACCCUGGGGAAUGAAUCUCAGAUGACCAGGGCCAAGGGACGUCUCAUAACCCUCAGCCUUGUGAGCAGCACUUCCAUGUAGAUGUCAUUCACUGCAGAGCAGAGGGCGUCUCAGAAGUGAGGACACAGGACAUGCAGUGCUGGGUGUGAGCCCAGGCCCUUGUGCAUGCCAGGCAGCUGCUCCACCGUGGAGCUAUUCUUCAAGCCACUGUCUUCAUGCUGUGAAGCUUCUCUGAAUUGUUUGUAAAACCUGAGGAUGUGACAUAAAGGAAUGAUGCGAAAUAGAUCGGAGAGUUGAGCUGAACCACACUCCGACAUGUUCACAGAUGCAGAACCCCCGGACCCGUUUCAUAACUUAGGUCCAGUUCUUUUCCUGGCGGCAGAACGCUUCUCCUUUGCAGAACGCAUGGAACGCAGUAGGCAGAGACACUAUGCCAGGCCAUGAGCAGAGCCUCUUCCUGCCACACAGAGAUCCUAUUUUAACUUAAUUUAACUCACCACACCAAACAGAGUGCUGGGGCCUCUGAACUGCAUGUGGCUCUCACGUUUCCUUGUCCUGCUUGGCCCUCUCUGGCUGCAGUUGCACAAUGGUGAACUGCACACAAGUCUCAGAGUUUGUCUUACUUGGCUUCAGAGGGGGCCCGGGAACGCAGAUCUCGCUGUUCCUUGUGUUUCUGGCCCUGUACACCGUGGCCGUGGUGGGGAACUGUGGCAUGAUUGUGCUCAUCAGGGCCGACGCGUGCCUGCACACCCCGAUGUACGCCUUCCUCCAAAGCCUGUCCUUGCUGGACAUCUGCUACUCCUCCACUAUUGCGCCCAGGGCCCUGGUGGACUUCUGGGUCCGGGGCCACACGGUGUCCUUCGGUGGGUGUGCAGCCCAGUUCUUCUUCCUGUCCCUCUUUGGCACCACCGAGGCCUUCCUGCUGGCCGCCAUGGCCUACGACCGCUUCAUUGCCAUCUGCAGCCCCCUGCGCUAUCCCGUGACCAUGUCGCCCCAGCUGUGUGCACACCUCGUGCUGGGGUCCUACUCUUGGGGGGCCCUGAAUGCUCUCACGCAGACGACCAUGACCUUCACGCUGUCCUUCUGCGGGCCCAACGAGGUCAAUGACUUCUUCUGUGACGUGCUUCCCGUCUUGUCCCUCUCCUGCUCCAACACCUUCACCAACCAGCUGGUUCUGCUUGGCCUCUGCGGCUCCAUCAUCGUCGGCACCUUUCUCGUCACGCUGGUCUCCUACAUCUACAUCAUCUCAGCAAUCCUGAAGAUCCGCACCGCGCAGGGACGCCACAAAGCCUUCUCCACCUGCGCCUCCCAUCUCACCGGGGUCUGCCUGUUCUUCGGCACCGUCUUCUUCAUGUAUGCACAGCCCAGCGCCGCGUCCUCCAUGGAGCAGAGCAAGGUGGUGUCCGUCUUCUACACCGUGGUCAUCCCCAUGCUGAACCCGCUCAUCUACAGCCUGAGGAACAGCGACGUACAGCGUGCGCUGAGCAGGGCCAAGCGCAGGCUGUCCUGGCUGUAAUGGUGCCGUGGGCCCCAGGGCCAGCCUGGGGUCCACCCUGAACCUCGACUGUGCCGGGUGGCGGACUUCAGGAUGCGGCUUUCCGGGUCCCUGUGGAUGCCCUGUCUGCAUCCCGGGCUGUGGUGUAGGAGAGUUUCGGUUGACUUGAUGUCUUCACCAGCAGCAGAAGUGUGGCUCACGAGGGAAGAUGUUGAGGACUGGAAGACUGGGCGACUGAGUGGAUGUUUGUAUGGGUUUUAUCCUGUAUGUUCCGUAGC
Molecule: messenger RNA, 2149 nt
Organism: Heterocephalus glaber (naked mole-rat)
Lineage: Eukaryota; Metazoa; Chordata; Mammalia; Rodentia; Bathyergidae
Product: olfactory receptor OR9H1
Biological process (GO): G protein-coupled receptor signaling pathway
Cellular component (GO): membrane
Molecular function (GO): olfactory receptor activity; G protein-coupled receptor activity
Source: RefSeq, a predicted model, not a curated record